AUGGCUGCUUACUCAAAAACCGCAAUCUUAUCUGUUUAUGAUAAAACAGGAUUAUUAGAUCUUGCCAAAGGUUUAGUUCAAAACAAUGUUCGUAUAUUAGCUUCUGGUGGUACUGCUAAAUUAGUUCGUGAAGCUGGAUUCCCAGUUGAUGACGUUUCAGAAAUCACACACGCGCCAGAAAUGUUGGGUGGUAGAGUUAAAACCUUACAUCCAGCUGUUCAUGGUGGUAUUUUAGCUAGAAAUCUUGAAUCUGAUGAAAAAGAUUUAAAAGAUCAACAAAUUGAAAAAGUUGACUUCGUUGUCUGUAAUUUAUAUCCAUUCAAAGAAACAAUUUCCAAAAUUAGUGUUACAAUUGAUGAAGCUGUUGAGGAAAUUGAUAUUGGUGGUGUGACUUUAUUAAGAGCUGCUGCUAAAAAUCAUUCAAGAGUUACAAUUUUAUCGGAUCCUAAUGAUUAUUCCAGCUUUUUGGAAGAGUUGAAAGAUGGUGAAGUCUCUGAGUCAUUAAGAAAUAAGUUAGCUUUAAAAGCUUUUGAACAUACAGCUGAAUAUGAUGCUACAAUUUCAGAUUUUUUUAGAAAACAAUAUUCUGAAGGUCAAUCUCAAUUACCUUUACGUUAUGGUGCCAAUCCACAUCAAAGACCUGCACAAGCUUAUGUUCCAAAAGGUGAUUUACCUUUCAAAGUCUUGAGUGGUUCUCCAGGUUAUAUCAACUUAUUAGAUGGUUUGAACUCAUGGCCAUUAGUCAAAGAAUUAUCAGCUUCAUUAAACUUACCAGCUGCUGCUUCAUUCAAACAUGUCUCCCCAGCAGGUGUUGCAGUUGGUUUACCAUUGUCUGAUGUCGAAAAGGAAAUUUAUUUUGUUAAAGAUAUUGAAAACUUAUCACCAUUGGCUAAUGCUUAUGCUAGAGCUAGAGGAGCUGAUAGAAUGUCAUCCUUUGGUGAUUGGAUUGCAUUAUCAAACAUUGUCGAUUUACCAACUGCUCAAAUAAUUUCAAAAGAAGUUUCAGAUGGUGUUAUUGCACCAGGUUAUGAACCAGAAGCUCUUGAAUUAUUGAAAAAGAAAAAAGGUGGUAAAUAUUGUGUUUUACAAAUUGAUCCAAAUUUCACUCCAGAUUUAUUAGAAACUAGACAAGUUUAUGGUAUUACCUUACAACAAAAAAGAAAUGAUGCCAUCAUUAAUAAAUCUACAUUUAAAGAAAUUGUUUCAAAAAAUAAAGAUCUUCCAGAGCAAGCCGUAAUUGAUUUAACAGUCGCAACUAUUUCUUUGAAAUAUACACAAUCAAACUCUGUUUGUUAUGCUAAGAAUGGUAUGGUCAUUGGUUUGGGUGCUGGUCAACAAUCAAGAAUCCAUUGUACUAGAUUAGCAGGUGAUAAAGCUGAUAACUGGUGGUUUAGACAACACCCAAGAGUUUUAGGUUUCAAAUGGGCCAAAGGUGUUAAAAGACCAGAAAAAUCCAAUGCUAUUGAUCUUUUCGUUACUGGUCAAAUUCCAACUACUGAACCAGAAAAAUCAGAAUAUGAAUCUAAAUUUGCUGAAAUUCCUGAACCAUUAACAGAAAAAGAAAGAGCUGAAUGGUUAUCCAAAUUGAAGAAUGUUGCUUUAUCAUCAGACGCAUUUUUCCCAUUCCCAGAUAAUGUUUAUAGAGCUGUUAGAUCAGGUGUCAAAUAUAUUGCUGCACCAUCUGGUUCAGUUCAAGACUCAGCUGUUUUUGCAGCUGCUGAUUCAUUUGAUUUAGUUUACUUAGAAAACCAAAUUCGUUUAUUCCACCAUUGA
Molecule: messenger RNA, 1773 nt
Organism: Hansenula ciferrii
Lineage: Eukaryota; Fungi; Ascomycota; Saccharomycetes; Phaffomycetales; Wickerhamomycetaceae
Gene: ADE17
Product: bifunctional phosphoribosylaminoimidazolecarboxamide formyltransferase/IMP cyclohydrolase ADE17
Exons: 1
Coding region: 1-1773 (590 amino acids)
Biological process (GO): 'de novo' IMP biosynthetic process
Cellular component (GO): cytosol
Molecular function (GO): phosphoribosylaminoimidazolecarboxamide formyltransferase activity; IMP cyclohydrolase activity
Source: RefSeq, a predicted model, not a curated record